Xenia sp. Carnegie-2017 is the source of this 2740-nucleotide messenger RNA. Its product is annotated as high affinity cationic amino acid transporter 1-like. The record is from RefSeq and is a predicted model, not a curated record. Gene Ontology annotation, biological process: amino acid transport; transmembrane transport. Bases 475 to 2301 code for a protein of 608 amino acids. Gene Ontology annotation, molecular function: amino acid transmembrane transporter activity. Gene Ontology annotation, cellular component: plasma membrane. The transcript has 5 exons. NCBI's taxonomy places the organism in Eukaryota, Metazoa, Cnidaria, Anthozoa, Malacalcyonacea, Xeniidae.
CUUCAUGAUUAAUCCUAAAAUAGUUAUUUGUGAUGUUACAGAAAGGCUUAUGGAUCUCGAAAUCGAACAUCAAUGGAUAGAUGGUGGUAAUAUCUGUGAAUGCUGCACAAUGACCACGAAAACAAUUAAGGCAUUUCAAAGAACUAAAACUUUCACCACAAGCGAAGUUGAAGAAACUCAACUGAAACGAUGCUUAUCUACGUUGGAUCUCAAUUAUCUGGGAUCCCGUAUUUGCUAUGUUCACACUUACCAGUAAAUUACUGAGACGGUCGCACAUGAUAAAACACUACGAUUUUUCCCACUCUUACGACUAGUGUGAACCAGGCUUUAAAGUUCAACAACUUUGUAACUAGUAAUCCGCCACUGUAGGUAACCUUACCAAUUCGUCGUAUUUUGACGUCCAAUUUUCCAUUGAAUAUUUUGAAACAGGAACAUCAAUGGAUAGAUGGUGGUAAUAUCUGUGAAUGCUGCACAAUGACCACGAAAAUAAUUAAGGCAUUUCAAAGAACUAAAACUUUCACCACAAGCGAAGUUGAAGAAACUCAACUAAAACGAUGCUUAUCUACGUUGGAUCUCACAGCUCUUGGGAUUGGUUGUACAUUAGGAGCAGGAGUUUAUGUUCUUGUGGGGGAAAUAGCAAGGAAUCAGGCUGGUCCUGCCAUAGUUGUCUCGUUUGCCAUUGCAGCUGUUGCAUCUCUCCUUUCAGGUCUCUGUUAUGCAGAGUUUGGAGCUCAAGUACCAAAGUCAGGCUCUGCCUACAUUUACAGUUACGUCACUGUUGGUGAACUUAUCGCUUUUGUGAUUGGCUGGAACAUGCUUCUUGAAUACAUCAUGGGUGCUGCGGCGGUAGCUAAAGCGUGGAGCGAUUUUUUUAAUUCAUUAUGUCACAACUGUGUGAAGAAUUUGCUCAUUGAGCAUAUUGGAGCAUUCAAAGUUCAUUGGUUGUCCGAGUAUCCUGAUUUUUUGGCGUUUGCUGUGAUAGCAGUUUCAGUGAUCAUCAUAACAUGUGGUGUUUCUGAAUCGACUACCUUCAACUUGGUGUUAACGAUCCUAAAUCUAGCUGUCAUCGCUUUCGUUACGUUUGUUGGACUGACCUUUGCAGACACGGGGAACUGGAGUGAUUUUGCACCAUGGGGAUUCCAUGGCAUUAUGUCUGGUGCUUCCACUUGUUUUUUUGCAUUUGUUGGCUUCGACGUGAUCGCCACGUCCGGAGAAGAAGCGAAAAAUCCUCAUAAGGCUAUUCCAAGAGCUACCGUGGCUGCACUGUUCGUUAUAUUUUUGGCGUAUGAGAGUGUCUCGGUGACGCUUACUUUAAUGUUACCCUACCAUAGCUUGCCUGAGACUUCAGCUUUAGCAACGACCUUUGAAAUACGGGGUUUUUCAACAGGAAAAUAUGUCGUUGCUGUUGGUGCGAUCUGUGGCCUCAGUGCGAGUGUACUAGAUGGCCUAUUUCCCAUUCCUCGGAUUAUGUACUCUAUGGCAAGCGACCGACUCAUUUUUAGUUGUUUUGCAAAAGUUAACGACCGCACAGGUACCCCUCUCAUAGCGUGUCUUAGUAGCGGGCUGUUGACGGCCUUGCUUGCAAUGUUUUUCGAUUUGGCUUCACUAACCGAGAUGCUUUCUGUUGGAACUCUGUUGUCGUACACCAUAGUGGCCAUCAGUGUGAUUCUAUUACGGUAUAGGCCUGGUAACAUCAUUAAAGAAGUGACCGCUGACCCUGGAGAAAUGUUGAUUGAUGAUGACAUUGAAACUUUGGGAGGUGGAGAAGUUCCAGAGAAAGAAAUAUCAUCGUCAAAAAACUUUAAUGAAACACUUCCUAUACUGACGAGACUUGGGCAGUGCAUUAUUGGAAGACGUCUUGAUGAGCCAAAUGAAGAUAGUUAUCUUGUUGUUAAAGUUUCUUUAAUUAUCUUUCUCUUGAGCGUGAUAGGACUAGAAUCAUGCCUUAUAUGGGGCAUGGACUACUUACGAUCCAAGAAUCCCUACGUGAUCAUUAUUUUUGUUUUAUUUGUAACGUGGAUGUUAUUGACUGUUGACGUCAUCUCCCGUCAACCGGAGAGAAAGGCAAGCCUUUAUUUCAAGGUUCCAUUUUUACCACAUCUACCCCUGGCAGCGGUUUUCAUCAACGUCUUUUUACUUUUGGAAUUGAGAAGUCUUACUUGGAUACGGUUUGCUGUUUGGAUGACGAUCGGUAUGGUGAUCUAUUUAUCUUAUGGUAUCAGAUACAGCAAACAAAAUGAAGAAAAUUGGAUGACCAACGAACCAAAUUAUGCACAAGUGGAAAACACAACCGAAGAAUAAUAAAUAUUUUUUUCAUUAUAAUCGAGCAAUGCUCCUCUCUCUUCCUUCUUCACGUCGUAAAAUUGUCGGAUUACAGGUGGGAACAUUCUAUAUUGCGUGAACUUGGCAUUGUUUGAAGGAAGAGAUAUGAUUUGAUUUUGGUAUUAUGUCAAUUGUUGAAAUGAACAAAGUUUGCUGAUUGACAAGUCUCGUGAAAUAGACGUCCUGCAGAAAAUCAUGCGGUACUUUCAAUAUGCUCGUUACUAUACACAUAUGUGUCCUCUUGUGAUCAUCGUGUGACGAGGAUGAACCUUAAAAUUAGUCAGUGAUGAUGUCACCUGUCACUGUUCAUCGUUUUCUUUACCGAAGUUUCGAGAAUUUGUGAACAAAUUGCUUAGUAUUGUUAAUGAUUUUGUGUUAAUGAUAAAUGUUGAUACCAAUUAAACAUCUUUAAAAAUCA